Molecule: messenger RNA, 3729 nt
Organism: Pseudozyma hubeiensis SY62
Lineage: Eukaryota; Fungi; Basidiomycota; Ustilaginomycetes; Ustilaginales; Ustilaginaceae
Product: ATP-dependent RNA helicase ROK1
Exons: 1
Coding region: 1-3729 (1242 amino acids)
Biological process (GO): DNA damage checkpoint signaling
Source: RefSeq, a predicted model, not a curated record
AUGUCAAACUCUGUCGACGAUGAGUUCGACUCUCUCUUCGACGACCAAAACUUCCUCGAUCCGGAGCUCGAAGAGAGCCUCGCACAAGCGGAAGCAACUUACACCGCCUCCCAGGCAGUCCAACAACAUGCUCAGUCCUCGUCGAUGCAGACGGCGCCACCGACCACCUCAGUCUCGUAUUUCCGCAACCAGCCCGAGACAUCGCGGUCCGCAAGACGCAUCGGCACCUUCGUCCAGCCUCCUGCCAAGAAGCAACGCCUUGAUCCGGGGCCUUCCAAUCUCGGCCGCGCAGCUGCCCGAUUUCCCGAACCGGAGCCGGACGAGGUCAUCGUGCGCGACCUUCGCGAAGAAGAGUUCGGUGACAACGAUGACGAGCAUUGGUGGGCCGGCAACAAUGCCCUCGAUCAGGUCGAAGAGGAGGCUAUCCGCAUGUCGCAGCAGAUGCCAACAUCUCAGCCGCAUGCUUCCCAUUCUAGGCCUAAUCGACCCCCGCCACGCGUAGCGCCAGAGAAAAGCCGACCCUCGAAUGUAUCCCACAAACCACCAGAGUCUACUCCGACCAGCAAAGACCUCGCAACGAGCCGAAAACAAGCCGACAAUGAGGAAUUGGAGAGGCUCAGAGCCGAAGUGGAGCAACUGCGCGCCGCACAGAAAGCGCAGGACGAGACGGUAGAUCGACUCAAGCAGGAGGCGUAUCGCAAAUCGGGCGAAGUCGCUGUCGUCCGCCAGAACUUGACCAAGCUCAAUGUGGAGAACUCCAAGCUUCGAGAGCGCGAGGUCGUGCGCGAGCAAGAGCACCGUGCAGCACUCGAGCGUCUUCAAAAGGACCAGGAGCGCCGACUUCAACGACUCGAAACAGAGACCGCCUUUCGCAGAGUCGAGCAGGACACGAGCCGCCGGAUAUGGCCCUCGAGCGUAGCACGCCUUCCAGCUUCUGGGCUUCGUGAUGUCGUCGACCGAAGGCAAGAAAACCAAGUCCGAGCUGGCCUGACCACCCCGACCAAAGCAAACAGAUACGGUGUCCGCGGUAGCAGUGGCAGCUCUGGUACCCGUCAGAGGUACGCUGAUGCCGCAAACGAUCGCGAAGAGCCCGGUACACCAACAAGAUCCGCCAUCAAGCCUGCUCCGCAUUUCCCACGGCCUCCCACCGCCGCCGCAUCGGCUUCCAAAAAGCAGGCAUUCCGCGGUCUGCAGAACUCCUUCGCUGACUUUGGUCCGGUGAAAGAGAAAAUCCGGCAGCAAAAACAGUCGCCAGCCAAGACUAGCAAGGCGGGCGCCCUGCCGCCCGCUGAUUGGGACAUGGACCAAUCGAGAGCGAUGGAAGCUUCAGAGGCAGGACACGAUAACGCCUUAAUGGACCUUGAUGACGGCCCUCCGCCAGGUCCUUCCCGGAAGAUUCUCGCUCGGCGCGAGGCCGGCUCCGGUCACCCGGAUCAAAGGAGGGAGCACAUGUAUCUUGCGGCGGUGUCCGAGAUCCUCUCUCGUCGCAACAUGAUCGUCUCGAUCCUACUCGGUCACUCUUCCGUCCAGGCUGCCAUACCAAGUUUUUUCCCGUCAAAUCGUUUCAACCCUUCCGCCUCGCGACCGUCCGACGCAUUGUCUCGACCGUCAGAUGACAGGGUCUUCAGCACCAGCACACUCAGACGUCUCAUCUCGGCCAACCUUGUCCCAGACUGCCCGGAUCUCUUGCUGUUUCGCUACAGAAAGGCUAUCGAAUCGCUUCUGACCAGCCUCAGUCGAGCCAAAGUGUUGGAGCCUGAAGAACGCGAGGAUGCCUCCCGCCUCUUGUCUGCUGACAGCAACGAUCACGGCAUUGAGGAACUCGACUUUUCCUCGGCCACCAUGCACUUGUCCCAUGCCAUCGCCUCUUCUUUGAUGAUCAUGGCCGGCGUGUUGCUGCGUCUCUGCCAGACGGAUCUUUUGACCGAUGUCUUGCGCUUGGUCUCGUGCCUGGUUUCCACAUUGCCCAGAUUCUACUUGGAUCUCGAAUGCCUGCAAGCGGACCACGGAGCCGAGAUCGAUGAGAUCGCGUUCCUCGGCGGCGACGACUCUGCCUCUAAGGUGGAGUGGUCAAAGUACGCAACGCCGAUCCAUGUGCGGGACAUCCUGGCCCAGUGCAUCGACGAGUGCCGACACCCCAGCACACGCAAGUCGAAGGCGAAUAACAACGGUGCAGAUGUCGAGCAUGACGGCGGCGUGCAAGAUCCUGUUGAUGCGCAAGAGUUGGACGAUGAUCUGGGUCUGGGAAACUGGAUUUUGUCGUCAGAGGCACGAGAGGACCUCUUCCAGGCAGCGGUCCAAGUCCUUGAGGUCAUGUCGCAAUGUCCUGAUGCGAGCCUGUCAUCUGGUCAUCAUCCCCUCCGGCUUCUAUCUCGGCCCGGAGUGCUUCACAAACUCUUGCAUCCGGAUCGAUCCAGCUUCAUCAUCUCAAGCGUCGUCCGCAUGCUCAGCUUGGCGGUCUCGAACGCACCCUUGGUCCACGAAUGUCUUGCAUCGAAGGCUGAUGGCCAAGUAGCUGGUCGAGGCAGCGGACACUCUAUGGCACCUCGCGCCAAUGCCCGCUUUCCCGUCCUGGAGCUGAUUGUCAAGCAUCUGGUCGACCGACGCUUUGACAUGGCGGAGAGCGAAUGGCACGCUCUGCAUCGGGUCAUCUUGACUUUUUUGUCGCAAGCUGCACUUCGUUCGGCAGACACACUCAUCGUCCUCGCCGACAGUGCGGCGUUGCUUGCAGCACUCAUCCGGUGUCUCUCGCUCGAUUCGGAUUUUGUAUGGCUGGAGAGUCGUCCCGCAUUCAUGUUGCCGCCACGGAUGCCGACGUAUCGAAAGACUCUCUCCAAGGCAACCAGUUCUGCGACUGGUCACACCCAGACGGUCCCCGAUGCUUCAGGAGGUAAUCUUGUGCAGGCGGUAGAACGGAUUGUCAUGGACACACGACUUUUGAACCUGCUCUACAAUUACCCGCUUCCAAACUCUGCACACCACGCCGUCCAUCGAUUCGAGCCCUCGAGUCAAGGGGGGCAGGAGCGUAUGGGCUCCAUCUCGCUCGCAACCAAAUUGGACCAGCCCGAGACGUACAGCAUGCUCAACGGUAUUCGACAGAGCUUCAUUGUGGCGCUUUCUCGGAUUGCCUUUUGCUCCGAGCCGGACUGGAUCGCUUCGGAGCGCAAGCUUCUUGCUUCAAUCUUACCCGACCUGCGCAAACGCGCGGAGCAAGCUCGGGAGGCUACCAGUGCCGAAAAUGGCGAGACAGGGGCACAAAACUUUGCCUUAACGGACGAGGAGCUUGUGGUCGAGCAGGUCGAAGAAAGCAUUAAAGGGCUGGACAGGGUAUCGAUGCUGUUGGAGGCGAUUGCGGAUGUAGCUGGUGAUCUGACAGAUAUCGUGCUGAGUCCGGAGGAGAUCGAUAGCGUGUACGAGUUGUUGGUCUCGGGAGAAGAAGAGGAGGAUGAGGAUGCGAUGGAUAUCGACUCGGUGGAACUUGACAGGCAAACAAAGGAUGCCAAUGCGACGCCGUUGCCUGGCAACCAAGCAGCCGAGGAGGAAGCGGGGAGCGAGACGGAGUCAGAGCCUGAGCUGGACAUGGAAAAGGCGAGACUGGAUUCGAGGAAAGCCAUGUCGAGGACAACUUCGAGAGCCAGCAAAUCGGUCUCGCCGACGAAGCGUGAUGCACGGAACGGAAAGGCUCUUGAAGAGGCGAUGGAUGUCAUCGAGAUUGACGAUUCGGAUUGA